AUGGGGCUCACAGGGGUGGGUCCUGCUUGCUGGUGGGCCUCGAGGAGGGAGGGGGUCUUCCAUGGGGUCUCACCCUUUCUCUUCUCUUCCCAGUCUAGGCCGACAGGGUCCCGAAACUGGAGGGCCGUGCGGGACACGCGCAGGUACCGGCACCACUACCCGGAUUUGAUAGAACGGGACAGCAACGGGGACAUGCCGAACCUGAGUUUCUACAGAAACGAGAUCCGGUUCCUGCCCAAUGGCUGUUUCAUUGAAGAUAUUCUUCAGAACUGGAGGGACGACUAUGACCUCCUGGAGGACAACCAUUCCUACAUCCAGUGGCUGUUUCCUCUGCGGGAGCCGGGGGUGAACUGGCACGCCAAGCCCCUCACGCAGCGGGAGAUUGAGGCAUUUAAAAGCUCCAAGGAGGCCAGGGAGCGGUUUGUCCAGGCCUAUGAGCUCAUGCUGGGGUUCUACGGGAUAGAGCUCGAGGACCGAGACACCGGCAAGGUACGCCGAGCACAGAGCUACCAGAAGCGCUUCCAGAACCUCAACUGCCCCAAGGAGAGCAAGAAGAGGAAGCUGGAGGAGAACCGGCCGGAGCGGGCCCCGGGGGAUGCGGGCCCCCAGAGCGCCUCGGAGGUGGAGAUAAUCGCCCUCAACCUGGAGGGCUGCGCCCUGAGCCAGGGCAGCGUCGGGGCGGGGACCCAGGAAAUGGAUAGCCAGGACCCUGGGGAGACCGAGCAGCCCGGCCCCCGGCCCCCAGGGGCCGAGGUGGCCGACGAGGUGAGGAAGCGGAGAAAGGUGGACCAGGCGCUUGCCCCCGCAGGGCGCCCCGAGGCCGGAGGGGGCGAGAAUGGGGCGGAGGGCGAGGCAGAAGGUGACCUGGAUGUUGGAGAGGCCCCUAGGGUGGCCAUGGAGGCCUCCUGGCCCCAGGUGCUACCCCUUCCCUUCCCAGGGUGA
This is a messenger RNA of Miniopterus natalensis, 942 nucleotides long. The record is from RefSeq and is a predicted model, not a curated record. NCBI's taxonomy places the organism in Eukaryota, Metazoa, Chordata, Mammalia, Chiroptera, Miniopteridae.